AUGCUACUAUUGCACCACCGCAUGGGAUAUAGCAUCAUCACACUGACAGAAUCUCAAAGAAACCUGUAUAAAUGGGCAAAUCUGGAGAAAUAUUUAUUAUAUAAAGGACAAAAGUACUCCUCUGUGAAUGUGCUAGGCCGUUUCUGCAUCAUAUUACUUAUUAUUUAUACGUUUAGUACCAUAUUUCUAGCUAUCAGUAUGAGCACAUCGAGUUGGUUUAUACUGCGAUUUGGCAAAAAAUAUGAGAGCUAUAGCCUUUUUAUGAACUGUUGGGAUCAACCACUUCAGCUUACCGUGUGUAAAAUGUACACACUAGUUAAAAAACACGAAAGCUUCUUCCCGGCCAUUGCGUUAUCUACUGGAAAAGGAAGUGCUCAGGUUAAGUACGCCUUCGCAAUGCUAGGGGUCUCUAUUUUCCAUAUUAUUUGCCAAGUUGUUGCCCUUUUUAAUAUCUUUUGGAUAGCAGGACGUCCAACACGAUCACGCAUGCUCUUUGCGACGAUUCUCUUCCUUUGUUUGUGUGUGUUCGCUGGCACUACCAACCUUAUUUUGUUUUCUUAUUCCGUUCAGUGUGAGAUCAAGGCUUGCGGACUCAGUACCCAAAGAGGCCGAGGAUGUGAGCUCUAUUAUGGAUGGGGUUACAGGCUUUAUAGUGCACUAAUUGGAAUCAAUACAUUCUGUGUAUUGAUGUCAAUCUGUAUGUACAGCUACAUCUAUAUGAUAUCUCAGAGAAUUUCUGCACAGUUAGAGGGACAUCGAGGCUGUCGGUAUGGACAAGAAGCUGCUCAACGACAUAUUCAUGACCGCAACAGUAGCAAGGCUUUUUUUGAUGGAGACAACGACACAAGCAACACAGUCAACAAUGAUAGCUUUAUUACGUCCACUGAAAUCAAAACUUUCCCAACGCAGGCAAAUGCCACACUGAGAGAUGGAAAAGGUAGUGGCUGUCAUCUACCUAACACCAACAAAAACUUCAACACAUCGAGUCAGAGUGGGGGACUCGCCCAUUCACCCCUUUAUUCAUCACAGAACCUUCGGCAAUUGGAUGGGGCUCAGAAUAUGGGUAAUCCCAGUCAAACACGGUUCAGAAGUACCAAAAGUGAAAGAAAUCAGAUGCGUGUAUUUUUUCUGAAUGAAGAUAAAAACCACUUUAUCCCCAACAAAGAGAGCCACAUGGCUUCUGAUACCCUUCAUUGUCUUAACACCACACGAGCUCUGUCUGAGCAACAUUUGGACACGUCUUCGUCUCUUCUAGGUUCUGUUCAGGGUAAAGAGGCCCUUCACGAGUCUGCUUUGUGCCCCAAAUCUCGAUGGGGUGAUUUUUUUCACAAAGGUAAGGCUGCUCCUUUUGUUAAUGGACGGCAUACGAGGUCGGAGGAGUGUCAGAUCACCAAUUCACAGCAUAAUGACUGUGAUGAGCAACGAUACGUGCGUAAACACCGUAGCGCUUUUGCUCAUCUUUUCAGAUGGGAUUCUGAUCCAGAUUACAUCACUGCGGCGGAGCUUGGCGUGCAGAUCGACGGCGCCAACGAUUGGGUAUAUCACGACCGGAGCGAUAUGUACUACUCAUUCGAGCGGAACAUGUUUUGGGAUCCGCUAACACAUGAGUAUUAUAACUGCGCGUUAAAAUGUUGGCAAGAAACACCUGAAAAAAUUGUUCAUACCUGUAUGUUGGAAACCGAAGCGGCAGAGAAAAAGAGGAGAAGAAUUGAAUUGAAGAAAAAUACACGAUGA
Molecule: messenger RNA, 1734 nt
Organism: Phytomonas sp. Hart1
Lineage: Eukaryota; Euglenozoa; Kinetoplastea; Trypanosomatida; Trypanosomatidae
Source: the annotation of a GenBank genome assembly